Messenger RNA from Fomitiporia mediterranea MF3/22, 2048 nucleotides. Its product is annotated as cytochrome P450. Gene Ontology annotation, molecular function: oxidoreductase activity, acting on paired donors, with incorporation or reduction of molecular oxygen; monooxygenase activity; heme binding. The coding region runs from base 276 to 1904 and encodes 542 amino acids. The record is from RefSeq and is a predicted model, not a curated record. The transcript is spliced from 10 exons. Lineage: Eukaryota; Fungi; Basidiomycota; Agaricomycetes; Hymenochaetales; Hymenochaetaceae.
AAGGGUCAGAAAGAAUGGAAGUCCUCGAAACCGAAACCGCCUCCUGGACCGUCAUGCUCUCAUUACAGUGCUACUAGCUUCGAUUUUUGGUGUCUUGCACGUUAAUUCGCACUCUUGGGCCCGUCAUGGGGAAAAUGCACAGCCUUCCGCGUCCUCCGUGAUACUUCUAAUAACCGCGUCUUGAUUUGCUCAGGGUUGUUUCUAGUGGAUACAGAUCACAUUGAAACAACUGCGGAGGGGGAUGCAUGCUGGUUGCAGGGCAGCUUCUUACCACCAUGACCUCAACUACCAGACAUGCAGUAGAAUUCGUUUCUCUGGGUGCUGCAACAUGGCUGAUUUACAAGGCGCUUCAAUCGUGUCGAACACCCUCAAAAGCAACUGAGCUACGUGGACCGCCAAGGGAGAGCUGGCUUCAUGGAUCAGGGAAGAAAGAGUUCUUCUCCAGUGAGGGACUCGGGGAGGGAAAUUUGCUCUUGGAACGAUGUGCUGAACAAUACGGUUUGGCGUACCAUUUCCCGGGUCCACUGGGUACGAAGACAAUAGUAUUGAUGGAUCCGAAGAGUAUUGCACAUUUCUACGCCAAAGGAUCGACUGUCUAUGUAUUCAGCAAAAGUGUAAAGAAUACGAUCCAUAGGUUUGUCGGUAGAGGCUUGUUUUCAGCAGAGGGUGACGACCAUCGAAGGCAGCGCAAAUCACUCGCCCCUGCUUUCUCCACUGCAGCAAUUCGAGACGUAACGCAUGUCUUCUUCAAUUCAGCAUAUAAGUUGAAAGAUGCCUGGGAUGCACAAAACGUUGGGUUAGACGAAUUCAUCAUUGACGUUCAAACAUGGAUGAACCGCAUCUCUCUAGAUAGCAUUGGUAUAGCAGGCUUCGGGCACGACUUCAAUUCGCUCGAAGGCGAAAGCCAGGAAAUGACAGACGUCUUCGAUUCUUUCUACACACCAAACCUUCCAUCGGGCUUCAUACUCCUCAUCUUUAUGCUUCAAAUUAUAUUCCCAAUAUUCUCGAAGAUUCCCACAAAAAUGACUCGCUUGCAAAGCAGAAUGAAUGCUACACUUGAAGGCAUUUCGAGGAACCUUAUGAAGGGUAAGCGAAGCGAGGGAGAAGUGGCCUCCCACGGCCAGCUUGAUGUCGACCGGUCAGUAAUGGGAACACUUCUCAAAGCUGAGAGUUCCAGUUCAAAGCUAAAGAUAUCCGAGGAAGAGCUACUGGCUCAGAUGAAGACUCUACUAGUAGCUGGCUAUGAGACAACAUCCAUAAGCUUGACUUGGGCUCUUAUCGAGUUAGCAAGGCAUGCCGACAAGCAAGACAAACUUCGAAAGGAGCUCUGCGAAUUUUCUAGUAGCGACCCGUUAUAUGAUCAGCUUACAGACAGUCUUCCCUAUUUGAAUGCGGUUACGCUUGAAAUCCUUCGCUUACGUUCGCCGGCCGAGGCGACUCAACGUGUAGCUGCUUGCGACGACGUGAUACCACUCAGCAAACCCAUCACUAACCCUUCAGGCGAACAGAUUAACGAAAUAAUCGUACCUGAAGGCUCCACCGUCUUGGUGCCGAUAUCCGCCAUCAACUGCUCGGAAGCGAUCUGGGGUCCAGAUGCAAAGGCGUUCAACCCCGAGCGAUGGCUCUCCAAUGGCGAGGAUGUGAGUCUUCCGAGCAAGGUGAAGGAUAUCCAAGGAUAUCAUCACUUGCUUACUUUUGCAGAUGGACCAAGGAUGUGUAUCGGACGGGCGUUUGCCGUCGCAGAGUUUAAGGCUGUGCUCUUUGUUCUUAUACGUAAUUACGUAUUCUCAAUGCGGGAUGGACCAGAAACGAAGAUUGAAAUGGUUGCGACGAUUCUUCCCCGCCCGAAAAUUGCUGGAGAGGAAGGAUAUGCUGUACCGUUGCGCGUCAGGCGUGCUGAAUAAGGUUUUUUUCCUCAAUUUAUUCGAGCAUUGUGCAUUAUUUCCUGCAUAAUAAUCAUUUAGUUGCAUUUACGCAUGGGUUCCACGACAAGAAUCACGAAGAAAAGUGAAGAUUUCCAUAAUCCUGGCUCAAUGACAAGAUGCUGC